UAGGGCUACAGUUGAGCGCCUCUCUUCCGUUGAAGUCUCAUUAGGGUUUUUGAGGUUUCAGCAGCGAAGGGAAGAAGGCAGAAAAAUGGGUCACUCCAACGUCUGGAACUCUCAUCCGAAGAACUAUGGCCCCGGAUCUCGAACCUGCCGGGUUUGCGGAAACCCACAUGGGUUGAUCAGAAAGUAUGGGCUCAUGUGCUGCAGGCAGUGCUUCCGCAGCAACGCCAAGGAAAUUGGCUUCAUCAAGUACCGUUAAGAGGGUGGAUGAUAAAGACAAGCAGAAGAUGGCUAUGACGUGAAGACUUUUUCUCUUAUGGUUACUUUUAUGAUUAUUAUUAUCCUUUUUGCUGCCCGAUUUGAACAGUGAUUUGGAGUAUGUUUUUUCCUGUUAUAAGUGAGAAGAAUUUUGAAACAUGAACUUUACCUGAGCUUUAUAUCAGUUACAGCUAAGAACCAUACUUGAGCUUUAUGUAUCUUUGAAAUUUUCCUUUUGCUUUA
Messenger RNA from Vitis riparia (riverbank grape), 498 nucleotides. Its product is annotated as 40S ribosomal protein S29-like. Gene Ontology annotation, cellular component: cytosolic small ribosomal subunit; ribosome. The transcript has 3 exons. Gene Ontology annotation, molecular function: zinc ion binding; structural constituent of ribosome. NCBI's taxonomy places the organism in Eukaryota, Viridiplantae, Streptophyta, Magnoliopsida, Vitales, Vitaceae. The record is from RefSeq and is a predicted model, not a curated record. The coding region runs from base 86 to 256 and encodes 56 amino acids. Gene Ontology annotation, biological process: translation.